UUGGAAGCGAGGCGUCGUUCCGGUUUUCGGCGUUUUUUUCCAACCGAUAAAUCGCUGAAAGGAAUAAUCGGUGGCGGGAUUACGGGUGGUAUCGAAGUUUGUAUUACAUUCCCAACAGAAUAUGUCAAAACACAGUUGCAGUUGGACGAAAGGUCUGCACAUCCGAUCUAUAAGGGUCCUAUUGAUUGUGUGAAGAAGACAGUACAAACUAAGGGUUUCUUUGGACUCUAUCGAGGAUUAUCAAUAUUAAUUUAUGGCUCAAUUCCCAAGUCAGCAUUCAGGUUCGGAACAUUUGAAACACUGAAAGGCUAUGCUGUAGGGCCUGAUGGUAAUCUUGCACCGAUGUGGAGGUUAAUGUGCGGUCUUGGCGCAGGGCUGUCGGAAGCAGUAUUUGCGGUUACACCAAUGGAAACGGUUAAAGUAAAAUUUAUACACGAUCAGCAGUUGGAAAAGCCGAAGUUUAAAGGUUUCCUGCACGGCCUCAGGACAAUCGUCCGAACGGAAGGCUUCAAGGGUUUAUAUCAGGGUGUGACAGCAACGAUGGCAAAACAGGGCUCGAACCAGGCCAUCCGAUUUUUUGUUAUGGAAACUUUAAAAGACUGGUAUCGGGGAGGUGACAGCAGCAAAUCGGUCAGUAAGCCUGCUACAGCAGCUUUUGGUGCUAUUGCCGGCGCCUGCUCUGUCUACGGGAACACUCCGAUUGAUGUUGUGAAAACACGAAUGCAGGGACUGGAAGCUAAAAAAUACAGAAAUACUAUAGAUUGCGCUGUGAAAAUCAUGAAAUACGAAGGCUUUUUCGCAUUUUACAAGGGUACAGUGCCGCGGUUAUGUCGUGUUUGCUUGGAUGUCGCCAUAACAUUCACCCUGUACGAUUCGAUUAUGGAAUAUUUCAAUAAAAUUUGGAAAUCCUGAAA
This is a messenger RNA of Gongylonema pulchrum, 914 nucleotides long. NCBI's taxonomy places the organism in Eukaryota, Metazoa, Nematoda, Chromadorea, Rhabditida, Gongylonematidae. The record is from the annotation of a GenBank genome assembly.